Molecule: messenger RNA, 1059 nt
Organism: Columba livia (rock pigeon)
Lineage: Eukaryota; Metazoa; Chordata; Aves; Columbiformes; Columbidae
Gene: MTIF3
Product: mitochondrial translational initiation factor 3
Exons: 4
Coding region: 156-977 (273 amino acids)
Biological process (GO): mitochondrial translational initiation; ribosome disassembly
Cellular component (GO): mitochondrion
Molecular function (GO): ribosome binding; translation initiation factor activity
Source: RefSeq, a predicted model, not a curated record
UCUGUGCGCGCGCAGCCCCGCAGGUGGGUGGGGGAGCGGGAGGAGGAAGAGGAAGAGGAGGAGGAAGAAGGGGAAGAGCCGGGCCAGGCUCCACCCUCCCGGUGGUCUGGCCGGUGUCUCGGCUGCUGCGGCGGGCUGGCGGCUCGGCCGGCAGAAUGACAACCUCUUGUGUGAUGAAACUUUUAUGUCAAGCAACCAGACAUGAGAAUAGACAUGCAAAAAGAUUCUUUGGUACUCUUCUGACACAAACACCACAAAAGAGGGUCUUUUCCCCAUUCUGUGUGCUGGUACCUGACCCUAGAAAGUCAACUGUGUUUGGACUUGCUCAACCAUUUUGUACAGCUGAAAAAUCUCACACAGAACCGAAAAGGAAAGCAGCAUUUGGAAGUGUUGGGCGAAGAAUUCCUGAUCGGAUUUUGCACUUAAUCAACCAGGAUGGAGAGAGCUUAGGAAAUAUGCACCGAGCAGAGGCACUCAAACUUAUGGAUCAGCAUGACCUGAAACUAGUUCUCCUUCGUGCGAAUGCAGAACCUCCUGUAUACAGACUAAUGACUGGGCAGCAGAUUCAUGAAGAACAGCUUAAACGUGCAGAGAAGAAAAAAGCAAGUCCAAGAGCAGAGACGGUUCAGAAGGAGUUAUCCUUUUCUUCAGCAAUUGCCAAGAAUGACUUGGAAACCAAGACUAAACAGAUAGCACAGUGGAUUGAAAAGAAAUACCAUGUGAAAGUUACCAUCCGGCAAGCAAAGGAUAGCACUACAGACAUGUUCAUGAUUUUUGACCAGAUUUUGGAGACUGUGGCUGAGAAAGCCACUUAUCUUUCUAAGCCAAGAGUUGCUAGAGAAGGGGCGAGUACCUGUAUUUUGAGACACAUGUCUGACAAAGAGUUGAAAGCAUACCAGAAGAUUGCAGAACAGAAAAACAGUGAAGCAAAAAAAGAUGAAAAUGAAGAUCUGAAGUCAAGUGAAUUUCAUCAGUGACCAUCAGUGACUUUACAAAGAGGUGUAAAAAAAUACGAAUUUAAAAAAAAUCCUACAAAAAUAAAGUUAUUGUUGAACUUUG